CCAACAUUGUAUCUCUGACGUCCUCCAUAAUGGCGGUGCCCUUGUUACAAUGGGGGCUGUUGUGGAUCACUUGUUAGCCAUACUCUUUUGAAUAACUACUAUUUAUUCACACAGUUAUCUGAUUUGGGUGAUUUAUUCCAAAGGCUACAUGUUAAAGGAUUGUUAAACUGUAAGCAGCUAUUUAAUUAGCAUCUACAGAAACUGGACAUGAGGAAAAUACAGUCAGGUGCAGCGGGUCCAUCCUCCGUUGCCUCUCCUCAGCUCAUGAAGGAAUUCAAGGAGAACUUUUCAGGCCAAAUAAUUCUGGACCACAUCAAGCCAUGCUGGUACUGGGACAAGAAGGAUUUAGUCCACACCCCCUCCCAGUCUGAAGGCCUGGACCCGGGGACAGAGGCCCGGUAUCGGAGGGAAGGAGCCCGCUUCAUUUUUGACGUGGGGACCAGACUUGGCCUACAUUAUGACACACUGGCAACUGGCAUCAUAUAUUUCCACCGCUUCUACAUGUUUCACUCCUUCAAGCAGUUCCCUAGAUAUGUCACCGGUGCAUGCUGCCUUUUCCUGGCGGGGAAAGUGGAGGAAACCCCCAAGAAGUGUAAAGACAUCAUUAAAACUGCCCGCAGCUUGCUGAACGAUGUGCAGUUUGCUCAGUUUGGAGACGACCCGAAGGAAGAGGUGAUGGUGCUGGAGAGAAUUCUGCUCCAGACGAUCAAAUUUGACCUGCAGGUGGAGCACCCUUACAUGUUCCUGCUGCGCUACGUCAAGCAACUCAAAGGUGACAAAAAUAAGGUGUGCAAGGUGCUUCAAAUGGCAUGGACCUUUGUCAACGACAGCCUGUGCACCAUGCUGUCCCUGCAGUGGGAACCAGAGAUCAUCGCGGUGGCUGUCAUGUACCUGGCGGGCCGCCUCUGUAAGUUCGACAUCCAGGAGUGGACCGCCAAGCAGUCGUCACGGCGAUGGUGGGAAAUGUUUGUGCAGGACGUCCCUGUGGAGCUGCUUGAAGACAUUUGCCACCAGAUCCUGGAUCUGUACUCCCAGGGAAACAAGCCCAUCCCUCAGCCGAUCCAGGAGAAGGAGAGGGCAGCCGCUCCCCAGAUCCCCCCAAUCCCACAGGGACUGCCACCAGCCCCCGUCCCUCCCCCCCCACCACCAAAGAAGACUUCUCCUCCGGGAGGCAGCCCCGCACGCCAGCUUAAACGCUCACAUACCUCUCCAAAAGAUGAACCAAAGCCUCCCGAACAAGUUGGAUCAAAGAUUCCUCGACUGGAGAGCCCCAUGCCCCCUCUGCCUACAUCGCAGCCUCCUCCAGAUCGCAAAGCCCCGCUUCCAGCCCCUCCCACGGAAGCAGAACCAAUAAACGAAGUCGCUCCUCCUCUCCCGCACGCUCCACCUCCGCACAAGCCCCCUCCACUACCCCACCGCCCUCCUCCACCUCCGCCCUCCAACUACAUCAUGUCCACCACCAGCUCCUACAUGUCCGGAGAAGGCUACCAGAGCCUGCAGUCCAUGAUGAAGACGGAAGGCCCCUCCUACCCCCAGAUGCCUCCCAACUAUGCUCCCCCCAUACCGCCGUAUCACGUCUAUCCUGCCGCACCACCUCCAGGCCUUCCUCCCUCCAACUAUCCGCCGCCCAACUUGGCGCCGGCUUACCCGCCGCCAGGCUACAACAGCUACCCGCCUCCACGCAUGCCUCCAGGCCACGUUCCCCCUCAGGUUAUAGGUCUCCCUCCUGGUGGCUACCCUCCACCCCCAGGACAGUCUCAGGUGCCCAUGCCCCCUCAUCACGGUGGGUGGAUGAGAUGAGAGUGAAACAACGGUCCAUGAACUGAAUCUGUGCAGAGCCACAGCUGGAGAUUUUAACAACGGGAACAUGUGUUACGCAGCAGGGACACAGAGAGGGAGAGCCUGACCGCUUUCUGUACGACUUUUGUUGUUCUUAAUGAAGGCUUAACAACAAAUACACUCGAAAGGAAAAGUGAGGCCUAGUUCCAGGAGCUUGUAACGAAAACUGUUCACACAUGUUAUUGUACUGGAAUAUUACCAAGAAAUAUUAGCACCCUGAGUUUAGUUUUGUCAGACAUGCUCAUUCAUUAAUGGUGGAGUGAUGAAAUGUACAGUUUUUACUUUUUGAGUAGAUCAAAGGUCUUAUAUUUGCAUCUAUAUUGUAUCACCCUGAUUUUGGUUUUCCAAAUUUCCAGUCAUAAAAGUGUCUAUUUUGCAGCAAUCGCUUUUUUUUUUUAACUCAACAUUCCUACUGUUUUGCUGAGAAAAAACUUGAGAAGGCUGUACAUGCAGUAGGUAAAUAAAAAGAGGACUUACACUGACACGUUCAUCAAUAUUCAAACGCUCUAUUGUUAUACUACAUUUCUGUGAAAACACUUUCAUGUCAAUUUAUGCCACUGCAACUAAUUUCCUGUCUAUUUUUUUAUGAAUCUGAAACAGUCAUCUAACUAAUCAUGUCUAACACUGGACAGUUAAAGUUAUAUUUGUACAUAUACAUUUUCUUUUAGAGUUGCAAUCCAUAUGUGCCUUAGUCAGGCUUCUCUUUUCUGUAUCCUGCACGCAGCUUUGUUUUGUUAGACACAAACGAAAAUAAAGACCUGCUUUCCUACUUAGA
Messenger RNA from Trematomus bernacchii (emerald rockcod), 2614 nucleotides. RefSeq names its product cyclin K (gene ccnk). Gene Ontology annotation, biological process: positive regulation of DNA-templated transcription, elongation; regulation of transcription by RNA polymerase II. Gene Ontology annotation, molecular function: cyclin-dependent protein serine/threonine kinase activator activity. Gene Ontology annotation, cellular component: nucleus; cyclin/CDK positive transcription elongation factor complex. The transcript is spliced from 12 exons. Bases 208 to 1800 code for a protein of 530 amino acids. The record is from RefSeq and is a predicted model, not a curated record. Lineage: Eukaryota; Metazoa; Chordata; Actinopteri; Perciformes; Nototheniidae.